AUAGAUAAGAAGGUUAAGUGUUAGUUUUGUGUGUGUGUGUAUGUGUGCGAAAUUUCGUUUGGACAAGGAUGAUGGCCUCCUCUUCUUCUCAAGUCGUGCAGUAUCCAAGCAACGGGGGAUCUGCGCAGUCGCAUCACCACCACCAUCAUCAGAUGUCUCCCUUAAACCUCCUGGCAGCUACUUGCAACCGAAUCUACCCGACCCCUUACAGCUCUCAUCACAACCAGCUCUCCCCAUCCAGCACCACCUCGUGCAGCAGCGAUGGCUACGCCACCCAGGUCCCUUUGGACACCACCAGAAGCCCUCUGGACUACUCGCCCCACUACCAAAACCCUUACUCGCACACCUACAACAACUACUGGUUCCAACACUCACCUCCACCGGCAGACAUCGCUUCCAGCGGGUACCAACCGCCCCAGAACCAAAUGUACACCCCCUGGAGCCAUCAGACUGGUUACAUGAACGCUUUCGCACCGGUCAAAAUGGAAUUUCCCACUUAUUCUGGAAAAGCUCGCAGGUGCAUUAAGUGCCAAUGCCCCAACUGUAUUAACGAGGAGAACGGACUGAAAAAACCCUCGGCUAAAAAGGUGCAUAUAUGCCAUUUCCCUGGUUGUGAUAAGGUUUAUGGAAAAACGUCACAUUUACAAGCACACCUGAGGUGGCAUACGGGUGAAAGGCCUUUUGUGUGCAACUGGUUGUUUUGCGGUAAAAGGUUCACCAGAUCCGACGAGUUGCAGAGACACCUGAGAACACACACGGGGGAAAAACGGUUUUCGUGUCAGAUAUGCUCCAAGAGGUUUAUGAGGUCCGACCAUUUGGCCAAACACGUGAAAACCCAUAAAAAUGGCGGUAAAACUACUGAGGAAAUCGAUCCGAAGAAAGUCGUGGAGAAGAAUAAGGAUAAAUUAGUGGAUACAGUACCUGAAACGCUUGCUCAAGUGACGUCACAUACAGUACCAAGUAAUAUUAAUAAUGAUAAUAAUGGUUCGGCAGCAGUUAUCACCAGUAACCUACAUUACCCGGGCUCACAAUCAAGUUACCCGAGAAUAUCGUCGGCGGUACCACAGAAUCUGAUUGGUUCCAGUACGAAUUUACCACAUUACGGUAGUCAUCAGCUAAUCAAUCAACAUCAUCAGGCGUAUUACUCGGAAUAUGGGCUUAUGUAACGUAUGGGCUUAAUGGGUUUGGCACACUUUUGUUCUGGUAAUUGAGAUUAGUUUGUGAAAUGUUUGUAGGUGCAGGGGUCACAUGGCAUUUUUGGGUUCUGUGUGGAAUUUUAAGAAAUUUAAGGGUGUAGUUUAGGCGAAAGGUUUAUGAGUUACGGGGUUUUAAAAAAUCUUGUUUUUUAAAAAUUGUUUGAGGAAAGUGUAGUAUGUGACCCAUCAAAGUUCUUGGAAUUUUAUGUGCAAUUUGACAGGUUUAUAAUUUCUAUUGUACUCCUGUAUAUUAUGAUAUUUUCGAAUUCCACAUAAUAUUUAAAGAAAUUUGAUCGGUCACAUGCCAUACUUGAG
Messenger RNA from Anthonomus grandis grandis, 1511 nucleotides. RefSeq names its product specificity protein transcription factor 3-like (gene Btd). The record is from RefSeq and is a predicted model, not a curated record. The transcript is spliced from 2 exons. Gene Ontology annotation, biological process: regulation of transcription by RNA polymerase II. Bases 69 to 1166 code for a protein of 365 amino acids. NCBI's taxonomy places the organism in Eukaryota, Metazoa, Arthropoda, Insecta, Coleoptera, Curculionidae. Gene Ontology annotation, molecular function: DNA-binding transcription factor activity, RNA polymerase II-specific; RNA polymerase II cis-regulatory region sequence-specific DNA binding.